CCACAUGUAUGGUGCUGAUCCCUUCUUCCAUCACAUUCAAAUCUCUCAUUAACUUACUCAAUUCAAACCCACUACCACACGCUGAGAUGCCCAGUAUAUAUACACACAUAAUCACCCCUCACACCAUCUCAAUUCUCCACCCCCACACACACACACAAAGAUAUCAAGAAGAUGAAAAUGGAGAAAGAAGAAGUGAGAAAAGGGCCAUGGACUGAACAAGAAGAUACUCAGCUUGUUUUCUACGUGAACUUAUUUGGUGAUCGCCGAUGGGAUUUCGUUGCAAAAGUUUCAGGUUUGAAGGUUGGCGGGAGACACAAUAUAUAGGUUUGAAACGAACCGGCAAGAGCUGCAGGCUGCGGUGGGUUAACUACCUUCACCCGGGCCUCAAACGAGGCAAAAUGACUCCCAACGAGGAGCGUCUCGUCGUCGAGCUUCAAUCCAAAUGGGGAAAUAGGUGGUCGAGGAUUGCCCGGAAACUGCCCGGCCGCACGGACAACGAGAUCAAGAACUACUGGAGGACCCACAUGAGGAAGAAGGCUCAAGAGAGCAAGAAGAAGAAAGCCUCUUCUUCUUCCUCGUCGUCUUCGACUACCUCUUCUUCUUCGUCUUCAUCUUCAUCUUCCAACUCCUCCUCCUCGUCCGCCCCCAACAGCCCUAGGCCGGGGGACUCUGCCCCGGCCAAGGGGAAGCCAGCGGGGGCCGAGGGGGAGCGGAGUUUUUACGACACCGGUGGGGUGGAACUAGCCGCAACUGCUGCGAGUUUGGUGGUGGAAGAAGGGAGCAAGGUUUACUCCAUGGAUGAUCUAUGGAAAGAAUUCGAGUUUCCGGAGGAGAACUGCGCGCUCACCGCACAGACAGUGGCCUCUCCCAUAUGGGAUUACUGCCCAAAUGACUCCUUGUGGUGUAUGAGUGAAGAAGAAAGCAAGAUGUUGAUGAUGCAGCAGCAGCAGCAGCCUGUGGGUGAUCAUCACUUUCAAUCUUUCCCUUUUUGCAAUUAUAUGAUUGGCUAACUAGAAAACAAGUUUUAAUUUUACAUGAUAUGAUGAUAAAGAAGAGAGGAGAAUUUGUUGAUACAAGUAAGUAGGUGUCAUAAGGGAAUGGGGGUUGUAAUUAGCUCUCCUUGUAUAUUUUGAUUUAGGCUACUUUUCUAAUGUGUUUCUUCAGCAUUUUCUGUUUAAAGUCAGUGUAAUCAAAUCAUGCAUCUAAUGUGUGAACGCUAUAAACAAGUUUGUUUCAUGCUCAA
Salvia miltiorrhiza (redroot sage) is the source of this 1243-nucleotide messenger RNA. Its product is annotated as transcription factor MYB59-like. Lineage: Eukaryota; Viridiplantae; Streptophyta; Magnoliopsida; Lamiales; Lamiaceae. The record is from RefSeq and is a predicted model, not a curated record. The transcript is spliced from 3 exons. Gene Ontology annotation, cellular component: nucleus. Gene Ontology annotation, biological process: regulation of DNA-templated transcription. The coding region runs from base 267 to 1010 and encodes 247 amino acids. Gene Ontology annotation, molecular function: DNA-binding transcription factor activity; sequence-specific DNA binding.